Molecule: messenger RNA, 4287 nt
Organism: Mollisia scopiformis
Lineage: Eukaryota; Fungi; Ascomycota; Leotiomycetes; Helotiales; Mollisiaceae
Exons: 2
Coding region: 1-4287 (1428 amino acids)
Source: RefSeq, a predicted model, not a curated record
AUGCCUCCUCAGACGUACCCGCAAGCACAAUUCGUGCCUAUCAAACCGGAUUUCGAUCUAGACGCUCUGGUCGAAGAUACCCACAACUUCGAUUAUGUUACUAGGUUAUCUGCAGACAAAUUGGAGGAGCACAGUAUUCAAAGCUUUGAAGCUCUUGUACUCCAGAUUGUGAUUGAAAAUGGUAAACCUCUUGUUAUUGAAGACUGGGGCUCAAGGAUUCCUCCAUGGCUCUUCAGUAAAGAAUGGCUGGAGGAGAACAUGGGAAAAGAGCCUCAAAGUGUUCGCGACAUACCCAACGAGACAAAUAUUCCCAUGACUAUGGGACAUUACCUGAGGUCUAUGGAUCAGCUUACACGGCAAUUCAAGCCCUCAACGUAUCGGGACCCGAAACGACAACGAUUAUACCUGAAGGAUAUUGAUUGUCCCAAGCAGUGGUCCGAGCACUUGAGAGAUACAGUCCCAGAAUGCAUUUAUUACUUGAACGAAUGCAUCGAGCCAAGAACUGGGGGCGAUGGGUCAAUUCUCGAGCCCAACGAAUACGGUCAAAUGCGCUACGGCAAGGGUGUCGCUCCAGCUGGAGACUUGAUGGCCAAUCUCCCACCUGAGAUGCGAGCUGCAAAUAUGAUGUGUUACAUUGGUCACGAAGGGACAUAUACUGCAGCUCACAGAGAGAUGUGUGGCACGCUUGGUCACAAUAUCAUGGUCGACACUUCAACCGCUUCGAAAGGCGAGAAGCCUGGCACCUCGAUCUGGUUCAUGACCGAAACUAGAGAACGAGAGGUAGUCUCAGAGUAUUUCCUCUCAAUGCUAGGUCAUGACAUUGAAGUUGAAAAGCAUUUCGCGCAAGUUAACGCAUGGAGGAAAGCCCCAUUCAACGUUUGGGUAGUCGAGCAGAAAGUUGGAGAUCUUAUCCUAAUACCACCUCUUGCUCCGCAUCAGGUCUGGAAUCGUGGAACUCGUACUAUGAAAGUGGCCUGGAAUCGUACGACCGUCGACACUCUUGAACUUGCACUUCACGAAGCCCUUCCGCGCGCUCGAAUGGUAUGCCGGGAGGAGCAGUACAAAUGCAAGGCAAUCGUCUACUACACCCUCAUCAAGUACUAUGCACUGUUGCAGCGUGACACCAUGGAGCCGAAGAUGUGGAAGUAUGGCCGUAUCAAACAACUUUUGGAAGACUUCAAGCGCUUGUUCUACUUGUACCAGGAAAUUUUAGUUAGCGAGAUGUUUUCGCCAAAGUUGCCUGAGGAAACAAAUGUCGAAUUCUUACCCUACGAUUCCUUUGUUACAUGCUCGUAUUGCCGAGGAAAUAUAUUCAAUCGUUUCUUGACCUGCAAGACCUGCAUUCAGCAUGGCAUUGUCAACGGUGAAGAAGUUGAAGAUACCUACGACGUGUGUAUGGACUGUUAUGCGAUGGGCCGCUCCUGCGCCUGCGUCUCAAGCCUCUCCUGGGUUGAGCAAUGGGACUGGUCGACUCUUGUUCAAAAUUAUGAGCAGUGGCGGAACAUUGUCGUUCAGUUUGAUGGCUUCUUUGAUUCGAUGAGAUCGCCUCAACCGCUUGAGCUAGCCAGGAAACGAUAUGGUAGGAGACCCAUAACAGAAGUCUGUCAGGAGCAGCUCAAAAUCCGUCCCUUUAAGGAUCCCAAUAGGGAGAGAACACCGACACCAGAAAUGUCUGACAUCGAGCCCGAGGUCGAUGAUGAAGGUCGCCCCGUACCUCGAAAGGAUGGCAAGAAAUCAGGCUUGUCAUCAUCUCGUAAGAACCAGGUGGUGCCUACACCCGGCAAGACACACUCAUGUCACGUAUGCAUGAAACAUGAGAUGAAUUGGAAACUCGCUUUCUGCACCACCUGUAGCCUGGCCUAUUGCUACGGAACUUUGUGGCGAGCCUUUGACUUGAUGCCACAAACCGUCAUGGAAGACAAGGAGUGGCAGUGUCCGAGGUGCUUGAAGAUGUGUUCCUGUGGAAAAUGUCGGUCGAAACCGAACUCCACUCAAAUCGGAUAUCAACCCAAAGGGACUCUGCUAGGCCAUGAUACGAAGAAGGUAGCUGAUUUUCGAAGUGUGGAAAGUCUUGUCGAUUUCUCAAGGACGAAUCUUUCUUGGCUGCAACGUGAUGAAAAUGCGAACAAUCCUCAGGAGUCUGGACGAAUGAAGAAGCUGAAGGAGAGGGCCGAAGCAGAGAAAGCUCGCGCGAAUGAGAGCUCUCUAGAUGAUCGUGAGGCUUUCGAUGAUUCCUUUGAGGACAAUCUGAACAAUGGCUACGUCCAUAACAUGCAAGAUAUCAACAAUCUUGGUGGUCCUGGGUCAACGCAUUUCAGAGAAGACGGCAACGCCCCUCGAUAUCGGGAUUCAUACGAGGCUGCGCAACAUGGGGCAAAUCCGUAUCUACCAGACGAUACGGAUGACACCGCUCAUGGAUGCGCGGAUGGCCACUAUGAACUUGACGACUACGAUUCGUACAAUCAACCACCGGCAAGCUACCCAUCUCAGCUCCUUGCCCCGGCUGCUUCUAUGUAUGGAGGACCAGAAGAAACUGAACCGGACGCCUCACACGUUGGACAAAACCGUAUGAUGGGCGUAGGAUAUUAUCAACAGAAUGGCUCCACUGACAACCGAAUUCUUUAUGAUCCACCAAUCACUGAUGGCACAAUUGAAGAACCUUCACCACAAUUAACUCCAUCGAAGAACCCGAAUAUGUUUCUUUCUGAUCUGCUAGAUCCUCAAUUACUGCAAGCAGAGCAACCUAAAAAGCGGAAGAGAUUUAAUGCCGAUGGCGAGGACGCGGAAGAUGUCGAGUUCUUCGCGUCAAAACGUCAGAAAUUGCUCGCCGAGACCAAGAAACACAGGCAACAAUACCAGCCUGAAGACUUCCCCUCCAGACCCGAGAAGCGUGUGCCUCGCCGUAGCACGGGCAAACCGCAAUCGUACCGCGAUCUCGGUGAAGCUGCCGUUCCUAUCGAAGAGGACGAAGGACUUUCAUCUAUUAGUACUACUCGUAAACGCAAAGCUGAGCGCGCAGACUCUGAUCUUGAGCUUGCAGCUCAAGCUUUGAGCCAUUUAAGUAAACCACAUCCUGCAUCCCAAGGUACUGUCCGAAAAAAGCGAAGCGUGCGGGCCCAAACCUCGAGAUCGACAGGAUCUCCAUCUGUCGCUCCAAAUACCAUCAAAACACCUCACAAAUCUGCUUGGCUUGCUCGUAAAGAGGCAGAAGACGCUGGUAACAGUUUUCCGGUUGAAUUACCCACCAAGAGAAAUAGGAAGCGACGUAGUGAAGUCCAGGACGGAAUGCAAAAUGAUCCACCGCCUGCAGUUGUGGAACUUUCUCUAGCGGUUGACGAUAAUGACGAUGGAGGUGCUGCUCUUGGUAGUGACAGAGACAGCCUCUUUGGGGAACCGAUUGAGAGAGAAAAGGCUACUGAGGAAGUCAUCAGGGAGACAACUGAAGUCGGCCACGGCGUUGAAAUUGCCGAGCAACCAAAUUCCACUGAAGUGCUAAAUGAAGCAGAGAAGCAAAAUGAGCCAGUCCGGGAACCUCGCAACACUUCUACAAUCGAGGAAGACGCUCCAGUACCUAAGCAUCGUGGCCGACCGCCGAAGAGUCGUCCUAGUGUGGUUGCACUUCCACCUCGCUCUGAAUCUCCGAUAGGAACAGAACCCAUCGUUAUCUUCCCUGCUCGUGCUCCCGCGCCCAAGUUGCUCUCACUUAAAGAAAGAAUGGCUUUGAAAGGAAGAAAAUUCAAGAUUGUUGCUCCCAAGGCUCAAUCAACCCCCGAGUUUUCUCCAGGUCCAUCCAAUACAGUGACGACGAAGGAACAAUGGUCACAUGCUCCAUCCACAACUACAUACAGUUCAGGGAGCACUCCGUCUCUGAUUCAGGCUUCCAUUUCGAGGGCUCCACCUACCGCCACCCCUGUUGGUUGGCACGCUGUGAACGGCAGAUCUCAAGCAAUGAAGUCUAGCGCUGGUGCAGAUUACUCCACAAGUCCAGCGACUGUAGCAAGCAGCAAGAGCGAUCGUGCUCCAACAUUGCCUGUUGAGAAACAAAGAGUAGGCCCUACCGUUGUUCGGUUAAUGAGUGAAGAGCCUUCUUCCGAGAGAUCAGUAUCUGACGGCUCAGCAUCCGAAGAGUCUUCUGCUUCUGAUUCUUCUGAUACUGAUGAUAUUCCUGCUCAUCGACCGGGUCCCAACAAGGCAUUUCGAGGUGGUGGCGUCUCAUUGAGAGGUCGAGGAAGACCUACAGGCAUGACUGCUCGCCGAGGAAAACCGGUCACUAUUAGAGGUCACUAG